This is a messenger RNA of Eptesicus fuscus (big brown bat), 1590 nucleotides long. It is a transcript of the gene CASTOR1, whose product is annotated as cytosolic arginine sensor for mTORC1 subunit 1. The transcript is spliced from 9 exons. Gene Ontology annotation, cellular component: cytosol. Gene Ontology annotation, molecular function: arginine binding. The record is from RefSeq and is a predicted model, not a curated record. Gene Ontology annotation, biological process: cellular response to L-arginine; negative regulation of TORC1 signaling. Bases 99 to 1091 code for a protein of 330 amino acids. Lineage: Eukaryota; Metazoa; Chordata; Mammalia; Chiroptera; Vespertilionidae.
GCGAGAGCAGCGGCUCCUUUAAGCCCCCGGCCCCGCCCCCCCCGGUCCUCGGCGUGGCCAGAGUCUGGCCGCGGAGGGGUCGGGUCCGCGGGACCGCGAUGGAGCUGCACAUCCUAGAGCACCGCGUGCGGGUGCUGAGCCUCGCCCGCUCCGGCCUCUGGCUCUACACCCACCCGCUCAUCAAGCUGCUCUUCCUGCCCCGCCGAAGCCGGUGCAAGUUCUUCAGCCUGACGGAGACUCCCGAGGACUACACGCUCAUGGUGGACGAGGAGGGCUUCAAAGAGCUGCCCGCGUCGGAGUUCCUGCAAGUGGCCGAGGCCACCUGGCUGGUGCUGAACGUGUCAUCCCACAGCGGAGCCGCGGUGCAGGCCGCGGGGGUCACGAAGAUCGCCCGCUCCGUCAUCGCCCCGCUGGCCGAGCACCACGUGUCUGUGCUGAUGCUGUCCACUUACCAGACGGACUUCAUCCUGGUGCGGGAGCAGGACCUGUCCGUGGUGAUCCACACGCUGGCCCAGGAGUUCGACAUUUACCGCGAGGUGGGCGGGGAGCCCGUGCCUGUGGCCAGGGACGAUUCCAGCAACGGCUUUCCGCGUGCUCAGCACGCAGGGCCCAACCCCACGGUGCAUCCUAUCCAAAGCCCACAGAACCGCUUUUGUGUCCUCACACUGGACCCCGAGACCCUGCCGGCCAUCGCCACCACCCUCAUCGACGUCCUCUUCUACUCCCACAGCGCCCCCAAAGAGGCAGCCCCUGGCGAUCCGGGACCCAGCUCCAUCACGUUCUUUGCCUUCUCCCUCAUCGAGGGCUACAUCUCCAUCGUCAUGGAUGCGGAGACACAGAAAAAGUUCCCCAGUGACCUGCUGCUGACCAGCUCCUCGGGGGAGCUGUGGAGGAUGGUGCGCAUCGGGGGACAGCCCCUGGGCUUCGAUGAAUGUGGGAUCGUGGCCCAGAUCGCGGGUCCCCUGGCCGAGGCCGACAUCUCUGCCUACUACAUCAGCACCUUCAACUUCGACCACGCCCUGGUGCCCGAGGACGGCAUCGGCAGCGUCAUCGAAGUCCUCCAGCGACGGCAGGAGGGCCUGGGCUCCUGAGGCCGCGGGGGAGCCGCAGCCUCUGCGCUCGGCCCUCACCCCCAGGCUUCCAGAGACUUCUCUAAGCUAUUUCCCCAAGCUCUGGGGUGAGCCCACUUCCCUCUCCUGCCUCCCCCACUCAUGCAGGGGGACCCCCACCUCUCUGUAUAAGCUGCGUGCAGGCACCGGCUCUCCCGCGGACGCGCGUGUCUGCCCACACAGGGAACACGGUGCUCUGGGCUUCCCCCCGGGGAGCCCUCAACCCAUCACUCCCCACCCAGCCUCGGCGUUUGCACAUUCCCUGCCUGAGGCUGAGCCACCCCCUCUCAGCACCCGGGCCGGCUGCUCCCUGGACAGGGCCCUGGUCUCGUUCUGCGUCCGGUUGGGCUGCUUCCCUGACCAGGUGGGUUCUGACAGUGCCUUCCCCUCAGGGGGCCUCGGAGAAAAGUAUUUUUACGUCUCUCUGCUCUUUUUUUUUUUUUUUUUACCAACUUGUUAAUAAAGGGCUUGUAGUGUCCAG